Suillus subaureus is the source of this 1778-nucleotide messenger RNA. RefSeq lists its product as uncharacterized. The record is from RefSeq and is a predicted model, not a curated record. The coding region runs from base 71 to 1363 and encodes 430 amino acids. The transcript is spliced from 2 exons. Lineage: Eukaryota; Fungi; Basidiomycota; Agaricomycetes; Boletales; Suillaceae.
CUGGGCGUGGAGUGACACCUGUUGCAUUGACCGGGGUAACCGUGUUGAGGUCACACGUUCGAUCAACUCCAUGUUUGUCUGGUAUCGCAAUUCAGCUCUUACGAUAAUCCACUUGUCAGAUGUCUCGCCUUCGUCGAAGCCUGGCGCACUCGCAGAGUGCACUUGGAACACGCGAGGAUGGACUGUUCAGGAAUUCCUCGCACCCAAAAUUAUUCUCUUCUACACACAAAAUUGGACCCUCUAUCUCGAUGACCGCUCUCCCAACCACAAGGAGUCUGCCACUAUCAUGCAGGAGCUGGCAGAUGCAACCGGCAUAAAUAAACAAUCCCUCGUCACUUUCCGUCCAGGGUUGAUGGGUGUGCGAGAGAAACUCCGAUGGUCGUCGAGCCGUGUCACCACGCUGCAGGAAGACACCGCGUACUCAUUGUUUGGCAUCUUUGGCAUCCAUUUACGUGUCAUCUACGGUGAGAACAGACAAAAUGCGCUCGGGCGGCUCUUACAGGAGAUCAUCGCUCGGUCGUGCGACAUAACUGCCCUGGACUGGGUUGGAAAAUCAUCCGACUUCAAUAGCUGUCUCCCGGCUGACAUCACGUCGUACAAAGCUCCACCGUACACGCCGCCACUUCUAUCUGAAGAGGAAAUGCAGACGUCAAUCUCUGCACUGCGAGAUACUGUGGAUGCAGACUCGGCUUUGAAACUGUAUGCCCUCCUUGACUACCUUGGUCCUCCUCGAUUCGUGAACUCCAGACUACAACUGCCCUGUAUCGCCUUUCUUCUCACAGAAGUCGAAUUGAGGCGUGUUCAAGACCAGGGUAGAUGUCUUGUAUAUGAUGUCAAGGCAAACGGGCUCCAAGACUUACAAAUCACAAUGGCGAACAGACUGAUUCAAUUCUCGCCUGCAAGCCCUGCACGGGUGACAUUCUUCCUCAUCCGUCCAUGGAAUCGUUAUGAUCUCGACCUGCCUGACUCUGAAGACGAGUCGCGAGACUUGGACGAUUUUCCCGAGCCUUUAUCUCCUUCGGAUGAUUUGCCUCUCUGGCCCCCUAGAGACCACGAGGUGGCUAAUUCGGAGUAUCAUCGAACGUUGAGGGUCAUCGUUCACCUUGGUGGAGGCCGUGGGGAUGGUGCAUUUGGGGAGGUGUCGGGCGAUGAGGAUGCAGAUGAAGAGACUCGGCUGUAUGGCACAGGGUUUCAGUCUGGGUUCUUGGAUGACGAUGACCCAUCCUCUGCCGACCCUGGCCCUGUGUACAGAGAUGAGCCUCGAGGGGAGCAUGAUAUGAGUCCUGAUGUUAGAUCCGCAAGCCCUGGGAGCGGCAGUGGCAGUGGGGAUGGGAGCUGGGAGCAUGCUUCUCAGACACGUUGAUCUACAUGGAUUUAUAUACAUAAAUUUUAUCCGAACUUUUCUUUUAUGUACAUGAGGAUAUGGGCUGUAUCUCGUAUUUCAUUGACACCUAAAUUACAUUCCACUCGAGCAUUAUAAACAGGACGUCAGGAUACAUUAGUAUCUACAAUUGCCUAUGUAGAACCAUCUCUACAACAGGCCAUAUAAUGCGCAGCGACGACGAUGUGCGACCACGGCAUCAGAUUUGGGAUGCAUAUGCAUAGAAGUUCGAGAUCUACGAGGUCAAUGCGAACAGUGGGAAAUCGAGAAAUGUACGUGAAUAGCACAACGAACUAACUGCGAGCGUGAGCCUCGCCACCAUUACUCCGGUGCGAUGACUGGGCGGGCUCCAAGUCCCAUCGCGGAGGCAUCCUAAGUCUACCAUCAGACCAGCAGG